ACACAUUUACCAUUGAACAGGAUGUCAGCUCUAUCUUCAUCCAAACGGGCCCAGGUUUCCUCUCUCUGAGUAGGUAGAAACAUGGAAUAUCAAAAAUACUAUUUUAUUUGUGUUUGUUUGAUUCUUAUUUAAGGCUCUUUGAUACGUCGGUAGACCUUUGGUACAUCGGUUCAGAAAUUCAUGAAUGAAAGAAAAAGAUGAAAGGCUAUGUAAUCAAAGUAAGUAAAAUCAUAAAUAAAACAGAAAAAUGGCCUUUAAAAUGAAAAUCUCAUCAAUUCAGUGUAUUGACAGUUAUGUAAAAGUGUGGUCCAUAAUAGACUUUUGGAUGGUUUUAAAUUAGUAAUAUGUUUUCCCUUCUUUUAUCCUAAGACUCAAAACAUUUCAUUGUGAUGACUAUUUUUAUAUUUAAUGUGUAAUCUAAAACAUGAGAAGAAAUGUAAAUGUUGUUUUGAAUUCUCAAAGCCCCGCCCCCAUCUUUAUUUUGCUCUCUGGCGCCCUCUGGCGGCAGGCCCGCUCGCCGUUGCAGCAGCAGCAGCAGGAUCAUGACGGCAGCAGAGCUUGUUCCCCGCUGGCUCUGUGGAGGCUGGAGAUCGUAAAGGUCUGACUGAGAGCUGGAUGGUGUUGUUGUCGACAGAUGACAGCAGAGAGAGGGGGAUCGCGGAAACGGCGCUGACGAGGCGGAGAUGGGGCUCAUGUUUGCCGCCGGGGGUUCCCCGUUUCAGCACAACGACAGCUUUAUUUGCUUUCGGUUCCAUUCACUGCGAGGCUGGAGGCGUUUAAAUUAAAGUCCAGGUUGGAGUUUCCUCCGCUGAGCUGCCGCGCACAGCGCUCCUCCUUCUGGAUGGUUGUGUGUGCGCGCUCGAUAACGCAGCUGUCAUUGGCUUCACGCGCACUCACUGACCGAAAAUAAGCGCAUCAAAGCUUAUCUGAUAUUUGGGGUGUUAUUUCUCUGCGUCCUUCAGUAACUGUGCUUGCUCUCUCUGGGUUGGCAUUCAGACUAAGCAAGGGCUCUGAUCUGCUCUCCCUGACUCUUCCCCCAGUCCUGAUGAUUAUGAGACACUCCAGGAGGCGCUAAUGGAGCUCCAUGAGUUGAGCUGGCUGUGCCUGGUGACCCUCUUCUUAGCCUCUGUGCUGAUCGUGCUGGGAUGGCUGUUCCAGUACUCCCUUUCUGUGUGGAAGCUCUGGAGAUCCAGGCAGAGAGCUGGACUUGGCAGAGGAGAGAAACCCCGGCAUCAGCUCUUCCAGAUCCAUGCUGGGGGAGUGUGGAGCUUCCUGCUCAGGCUGCGCUCUGGCAGGGAUGGAGGACCUGCAGGAGAGGCUGGAGUUAAGGGCUUGCUGUCAUCUCUGUUCUCCUUCAAGUCCUUCAGAGAGCACUGGCAGAGAACCUGGAUCAAGGCUCUAAACGAACAAGCUUGCAGGCAUGGGAGCUCUCUGCAGAUAACCUUUGACAGCAGUCUCCAGUUAAGUGUUGCAGCUGCAAUACAAACCGUGACCUGCACUGACCAGUCUGCAACCCGAAUGGUUUUACACUGUAAUUGUUGGGUAGACACACUGAUGUUUCCUGUGACAGUCACCCAGCAGUCACCAGCCACCGUUUCCAUGGAGACCUAUCAGGUCACUACAGCACCCAUGGUAGCAAAGGUUGUAGUUAGCCUGGAGGAGUUGGAGAACGAAGGUCUGCUAAUGUCUUGGAACCUCUCCAAGCAGCCAUCAUUCUCCCUGAAUGUGCUGCCAUGCAAGCAGCAAACGGCUUCUGGGGGCGAGGCAGACCUGCACAUGAUCAGAGGACUCAUAGAGGAUACUCUGUUCAGCACUCAGCCAGCCAUGGUCCUCAACCUCAAGGCUUCUGCUUCCAGUCUUUCGCCCCCAGUGGACCACCUAUCUGGGGGGUUGAACUCUGCAUCCCAGCGGGUUUCGGUGAGACGACUAAUCCUUCGCCAACUCAGAGUGACCUUAAGCAAAGGGCAGUGUUCCAGAUCAGGAGAGCUGUGCUGCAUCCUGAGUCUGGACCAACCAGCUUCUGAGUGCAGAACCCACUUCCUGCUCAUCCCUGCCAACCCCACAGCUGUGCUGGAAUGGAGUAAAGACAUUUCUCUGGAGCUGGGGCCAGAGACCAAAGAAUUUAGAAUACGACUUCUGGAACGGAGCGGAACAACAGAAAAAUUCAUCCCAGGACACGCCUCCAUCUCCUUAAACCUUCAAUCCAAAACUCCUACUGGUCAGCAAACAAUGUCCAUCAGCCCGGGGCACGGUUUGGCACCAAACGCCAUCAUUACAGCUGAGUUCCUUUAUGUAGAAACUGAAGAGCCUCACAGCUCCCACAGUACUUUGCAAAUUCGCCCCUCAAUCACCCCCACCAAGAAAGUUGACGUGGACCGAACAAUCAUGCCAGAUGGAACGAUUGUCACCACCGUCACCACCAUCCAGUCUCGACCGAAGCUAGACAGCAGCCCAGGUGAUUCUCCUCUAUGUUCUCCAUCCAUGGUGGAAGUGAAUGAUAAAAAAACAAUGGUCAUGUCUGAUGGUAGAAGAAGCAGCAGUCCCAACCCCAGCAAGAGCAGUCGCCUCUCUAACGGCCUGGAUCCUGUUGCAGAAACGGCUAUUCGGCAGCUGACAGAGUCGGCGUGCAAAGUUGCUCGGAGGACACCGACAAAAAAGAGCACGCUGAUCAUCUCCGGCGUGUCAAAGAUUCCCCUCACAGAGGAUAACUGUACACUGUCGAGUGACUAUGCGGCAGCAAUGGACGCAGCCAUGCACGGCAACCACUGCAAGGCGGGGCACCAUCAGGACCUGGAUGAAACCACGCCCUCUGACGUGUCGGAGCGUCCGUCUGUAGAAGACAUGGAAUCCGACACUGGAUCCGCAGGUGGCUUGGAAACCCGGAGCCUCAAAGACCAUAAAGUGAGUUUUCUCCAGAGUGGCACAAAGUUAUGGUUCCGCAAAAGACAUCGAGAGAAGGACUCCAGCCUCAGCCAGUCCCACGAGAACAUAUCCAACAUGAGCAACUUUACCCCUACAACUACAGAGAUCAGCCGCAAGAAGUCUGGAAGCUUCUCACGGCGUCUCAUCAAGCGCUUCUCUUUCCGCUCGUCUGGCAAAUCUAAAGGCACGGUUCCAGCUACCAAUGGAGGAGCAAGCGCAGUGGACAACUAAUCACCCGAUUGUAAAUCAACUUCUGCACUAAUUUAUGACAAGCAAAGCACCCCUGGUGGGUAUUGUGCUUCUUAAAGGGACUGGGAGCUAUGAGAGGAAAAAAAAAUAUUGCACCUUUAAGACAACUUUACAGAAUCUGAAAUUGGAUAAGAAAAUGUGUUCGUCUUUAAGGAAAUCCGCUGCUUGGAGAGAAGAAGGUAAUUACUACACUGAAAUAUUUUGUCUUCUAUUUAAGCAAAAGCUUUGCUGACACUGGCUGAAGAAAAAACUUUUCAUGGAGAUGCUGCCAGUUGCACUUUGGAAGGUUUUUCUUUCUUUACAAUAUCUGUAAAGUUUGUGGUUGUACAAAUAUCAUUUGGGAUUCAUGUGAUACUUAUUUUACACCCCCAAAAGGCGUCAAUCAAGUUGCAUCAUGCUGUAAAAAUAAGACAUUACCAUGUUUUUUUUAAAAAUAAAACUGUAGUUUAAGGACUGAUUUAACUUAACCAAAUUUGUCUUGAUUUAGCUUUAUUGUGCCCUCAUAUCUGCUUGGCAUUAUAUACGUUUAGAGAUGUCACUUCACCGUUAUAUCUGAGUGAUUCAUUUUAUGUAAAAUAUCAGAACUUGAGUUUGUUUUCAAAAAUGUUGUUUUGCCAGCAUUUCUUAUAUGACUAACAAAAAACAGAUUGGCUCUGUGGGUGAUGCUUAAUGCAAAUUAUUAUGUCUAUAAAUGUCAUUACUGGGUGACCUCAUUGUUUCAAAAAAUGUCUAAAUGAAAAAGAGUUAAGAAUGCAGGUUUUUGCAUUUGCAUUUAACAGUUGCAUUACCUUGAGAAACUGUUAUAAGUAAGAGAAAACAUUGAAAGGUAGCCAGAUAGAGAAAUUUUUACAAGAUGGGUGGUCUGUUCUCAGAGCUACAAAUUCAGUUUUGAUAAAAUGGAAAUCUGCUGCACCCUUCCAAUGCUAUUAGAGGUAACAGAAUUCACAUUAUCUGUUUUAUGACUUUUUAUCUGAAUUUUGAUUUUUGCUUUUAUCAGUGACUGCAAUAAGUAGGGGAGAAGGGCACAAACUUGAAAUAAGUGUUAAUAUUCAGGUUUUUUCUUCUCUUUUGACAGAUAUAUAUUCAAAGGUGGAGCUAAGCAUCCACAAAACAAAUUUACAAGAAUGAAACUGCAAUAUUGAAAGUUUGUGUGACCUAUUACUUGUUCAAAAAUUGUAUUUAUUGCAAAUAAAUUAUUUUCUAAACUAUUACUUAA
This is a messenger RNA of Oryzias latipes (Japanese medaka), 4387 nucleotides long. It is a transcript of the gene c2cd2l, whose product is annotated as c2cd2 like. Gene Ontology annotation, cellular component: cytoplasmic side of apical plasma membrane. NCBI's taxonomy places the organism in Eukaryota, Metazoa, Chordata, Actinopteri, Beloniformes, Adrianichthyidae. The record is from RefSeq and is a predicted model, not a curated record. Gene Ontology annotation, biological process: positive regulation of insulin secretion involved in cellular response to glucose stimulus. Gene Ontology annotation, molecular function: phosphatidylinositol binding; phosphatidylinositol transfer activity.